Messenger RNA from Anopheles coustani, 852 nucleotides. RefSeq names its product trypsin beta-like. Gene Ontology annotation, molecular function: serine-type endopeptidase activity. Bases 1 to 852 code for a protein of 283 amino acids. The record is from RefSeq and is a predicted model, not a curated record. The transcript is spliced from 4 exons. Gene Ontology annotation, biological process: proteolysis. Lineage: Eukaryota; Metazoa; Arthropoda; Insecta; Diptera; Culicidae.
AUGGAUUACGAUGUGGCCGUCGUCACGAUUGAAGCCACGUUCGAUGGACACGAGAACGUUGGCGCUAUAAAGCUGCAAACCAUGGAGCUGACCUAUUCACCGGCGCGCCCUACCUGGUGCUACGUAGCCGGUUGGGGAUCGACAAAUGGUCAAUCGAAAACCAGCUCGGAAACUCUGCAGCUAGUUUGGAUGCAGGUUGUUUCGCAAUACAGCUGCGCAAGUGAAUGGGCCCCAUUCGAAAUAACUUCCCGGAUGGUUUGUGCUCAGCUUCCAAACGCAGAUGCCUGUUACGGUGACAGUGGUGGGCCACUGGUCACCCUACAUGGAGGGAGUUCCACUCAGACUGGGAUGAAUGUGACGUUCUACGCAGCAUCGAUAAAGAUUCACCCUAACUACGAUGACGCUUCCACGCACAACGAUGUUGCCAUCAUUGAUAUCACAGGGACGUUUGGCGAUCAACCAAACAUAGCCGCUAUAGCCCUGCAGAACACCGACCCCAUCAUCACGGCUGCUAAACCUACCAUGUGUCACGCGACCGGAUGGGGUCUAACCAACCGUAAAAACCGGAAGAUACCACUAACGCUGCAAAUCGGAUACUUGCAGCUGAUAACACCGGCAGCCUGUCGAGCAAAAUGGUAUUUAAGUACGAUAACAACGAGCAUGAUCUGUGCCAAAGGGGAUGCCACCGAUACUUGUUCCGGCGAUAGUGGCGGUCCGUUGGUGUGCGAAGGUCGCCUCUAUGGGAUCGUAUCCUGGGGUACGGGCAAUUGCAACGCUUCUAAGCCGGCGGUCUUCGCCAAAAUUCCUGCCGACAUUAUACGUUCGUUCAUAUUUUCUAACACAGGUGUUUAA